UUGGGGCCGGGGGCGGGUCUGGGGGCGGACCCAGAGGCGGGGCUGGCUCUGCGGCAGGGCCCGGUUCGGCUCCCCCGGUCUCUCUCUGUCUCUCCUCCUCCCUCCUCCUGCUCCGGGCGGAGCCCGGCAUGGGGGGGCCGGCGCCCGGCAGGCCAGUGGAUCCGGGACCCAGGGACGGCCGCCCCCCGGGCCUGGUGGCGUUGAGAAGGGCCCCUCAGCCCCCACCUCUCGCCCCACGACAUGAACCUUCUCUACCGAAAAACCAAGCUGGAGUGGAGACAGCACAAAGAAGAGGAGGCCAAACGGAGCUCCAGUAAGGAAGCAGGCCCGACAGGCCCGGUGGGGCCUGGGGCUGUCCCAGCGCCCGGGGUUCGAGUGAGGGACAUUGCCUCGCUUCGCCGGUCCCUCAGGAUGGGCUUCAUGACCAUGCCCGCGUCGCAGGAGCACACGCCCCACCCCUGCCGCAGCGCCAUGGCCCCACGCUCGCUCUCUUGCCACUCGGUAGGCAGCAUGGACAGUGUAGGGGGUGGGCCCGCAGGAGGCGGGGGCGUGCUCACGGAGGACAGCGGCGCCCGAAGACCCCCGGCCAAGCCCCGGCGGCACCCCAGCACCAAGCUCAGCAUGGCCGGAUCCGGGGCAGAGACACCGCCAAGCAAGAAAGCAGGCGCCCAGAAGCCAACCCCUGAGUGCCGAGAGUCUAGCCGGAAGGUCCCACCACAAAAGCCCCGGCGCAGCCCCAACACCCAGCUGUCGGUGUCUUUCGAUGAGUCCUGCGGCCCAGCGCCGUCUCCUCGGGGGAACCUGCCGCCGCAGCGCCUCAGCCGGGCUUCUCGAAUCGCGGGGGACCCGGAUGCGGGCGCCCAGGAAGAGGAGCCGGUGUACAUCGAGAUGGUGGGGGACGUCUUUCGCGGCGGAGGCCGGAGCGGGGGCGGCCUGGCGGGCCCCCCUCUUGGCGGUGGAGGCCCAACGCCUCCGGCCGGUGCCGAUUCGGACUCUGAGGACAGCGAGGCCAUCUACGAGGAGAUGAAGUACCCCUUGCCCGAAGAGGCCGGGGAGGGCCGGGCCGGUGGGCCUCCCCCGCUGGUGGCCCCUCCACAGCAGCCUCACGCCCUCCCGCCCCACGCCCACCGCCGCCCCGCCUCGGCCCUCCCCGGCCGGAGGGACGGGACGCCCACCAAGACCACCCCGUGCGACAUCCCCCCGCCCUUCCCCAACCUCCUCCAGCACCGGCCGCCUCUGCUGGCCUUCCCUCCGGCCAAGCCCGCUUCGCGCGCCCCCGGCGAGGGGGGCUCCAGGCUACCGGUCCUCUGCCACCCCAAGGAGCCGGCCGCGCCCACCGCAGCUCCCCAAGUGCCUGCUCGGGAGCGGGAGACGCCUCCCCUGCCGCCUCCGCCUCCGGCCGCCAACCUGCUGCUGCUGGGCCCGUCCGGCCGGGCCCGGAGCCACUCCACGCCGCUGCCCCCCCAGGGCUCCGGCCAGCCCCGCGGGGAGCGCGAGCUCCCCAACUCCCACAGCAUGAUCUGCCCCAGGGCCGCAGGGGCGCCGGCGGCCCACCCCGCCCCGGCCGCCUUGCUCCCCGGGCCGCCCAAGGACAAGGCCGUGUCCUACACCAUGGUGUACUCUGCCGUCAAGGUGACCACGCACUCGGUCCUGCCGGCCGGGCCGCCCCUGGGGGUCGGGGAGCCGAAGACGGAGGAGAUCUCGGUUCUUCACGGGAUGCUGUGCGCCAGUUCGAGGCCCCCUGUCCCGGGGAAGGCCAGCCCGCACGCAGCGGCCAUGGGUUCGGCCGCCGGCGUCCUCCACCACCGCAGCUGCCUGGCCUCCCCGCACGGCCUUCCGGAUCCCGCCGCAGGGCCCCUGGCCCCCCUCUGGACCUACCCAGCCACGGCAGCUGGGCUCAAGAGACCCCCCGCCUAUGACAGUCUCAAGGCUGGGGGGGUGCUCAACAAGGGCUGCGGAAUGGGGGCGCCGUCCCCCAUGGUCAAGAUCCAGCUGCAGGAGCAAGGGACUGACGGGGGCGCCUUUGCCAGCAUCUCCUGCGCCCAUGUCAUCGCCAGCGCGGGGACGCCGGAAGAGGAAGAGGAGAUGGGCGCCGCCUUUGGGGCAGGCUGGGCCCUGCAGAGAAAAGUCCUGUAUGGAGGGAGGAAAGCAAAGGAACCGGACAAAGAGGAUGGUGCCCGGGCCUGGAAUGGCAGUACGGAAGGUCCUGGCAAAGCAGAGCACGAGGACAGGGUCCCUGUGGCAUCGGGGAUUCCUGUGAGAAGCCAGGGGGCAGAGGGUCUGCUGGCCAGGAUCCACCAUGAUCGAGGAGGGAGCCGCACAGCGCUGCCGGUCCCUUGCCAGACGUUCCCGGCCUGCCACCGGAAUGGAGAUUUCACAGGAGGGUACCGCCUGGGCCGCUCUGCCUCCACCUCUGGAGUCCGUCAGGCUGCGCUCCAUACCCCUCGGCCCUGCAGCCAGCCCAGGGAUGCCCUGAGCCAGACCCACCCCGUGCUGCCUCUGCCCUUACCGCCCCAGCCGGCCCGGGAGCGCGACGGCAAGCUCUUGGAGGUGAUCGAGCGGAAACGCUGCGUGUGCAAGGAGAUCAAGGCGCGCCACCGGCCCGACCGCGGGCUCUGCAAGCAAGAGAGCAUGCCCAUCCUGCCCAGCUGGCGGCGGGGCCCCGAGCCCCGCAAGUCCGGCACGCCGCCCUGCCGCCGGCAGCACACGGUCCUGUGGGACACGGCCAUCUGAGGACGCGGCGGGACACCGGGCGGGGGCGGGGCGGCCCGGGCCGCCGAGCCCGAGGGGCGGGAGAGGGGCCCGCGGGGCGCGGGUCUGCUCGAGCGCGGGCCCCGCAGCCAGGGCCGGGGUGGCGGGCGCGGGAAGGAGGGACGGGUUCGCAGGAGCCGGGGUGGGGCCCGCAGGUCGGCGGGGACGCGGGGAAGGCAGGCAGCGCUCACGAGCCAGGGGAGCGGGGAAGGGUAUUUAUUUUGGUAUUUAUUUCGGUCCCGAGGGCACCCUGGGCCCUUCUGGGCGGUCGGCGAGCGGCCCAGGCGGUGACCGUGCUCACGGUCCCCAGAGCCCGGUAGCGGUGUGGUCUGCUGUAAAACAGCGCGUCAUUUAGUUCUGGGGUAAGGGUCUAGCCAGGGACGGGAGGGUGCCGGGAGAGGGGAGCGAGCGGGCGGCGGGGAGCGGGGUAUUUAUUUAAAUAAUUAAAAAAGAGCUGUCAGGAACUUUUUUUAAAUUCCUUUCUUUUCAGAAUAAUAUAUUAAAAGACUCAUGAUCC
This is a messenger RNA of Meriones unguiculatus (Mongolian gerbil), 3268 nucleotides long. It is a transcript of the gene Nyap1, whose product is annotated as neuronal tyrosine phosphorylated phosphoinositide-3-kinase adaptor 1. Gene Ontology annotation, biological process: neuron projection morphogenesis; phosphatidylinositol 3-kinase/protein kinase B signal transduction. NCBI's taxonomy places the organism in Eukaryota, Metazoa, Chordata, Mammalia, Rodentia, Muridae. The record is from RefSeq and is a predicted model, not a curated record.